AGCUCUCUGCAACACGUUUUGGAGUGCGUCUCAACACAAGUAGUGGCAUUUGUGGAUGUAACACGGAAUACUGAUCAUUUCGGUGUUUGCUUACCUAGAUCGUAUAAAUGCUUAAGAAAACGCUAGGCUCGCCCAACGUGGACGCGUCGCGCAUUCUUGGGAAGGGACCGGAGUAUUUGAGGAGACAAAUUGAACGCGAGAGCGAGGGGAAUAAUGGGCGCGUUAGCGCCGUCGAGAGACUGGCGGCCAGUAAACCGCAAUACAUAAGGAGCCAACAACAAGUGGACGGUUCUGCUCAAGAGCCAGUGUCUGACUCUGAUGUGUUCUCAAACGUGCACAGUUCCGUUAAAAAAGCCACCAGUGUUGAUGCUGAGAAUGAACAGACGCGUCAAGAAGAGACCAAUGUGGUGAGACGAAUCAGCUCGAAAAAACGUGACUCGAUUUUGUUGUACAGGCAGAAAUGUGAACUCUUGAAAGGGACGCCCGGAGGAAGCAAGAGGUUAAUAAAAAAAUCGCUAUUCUCUCUUAAAGACAAGACAAACGCGUUUCCCGAGGCGCAAGGUGACAUCUGUGGGUUAGAUUAUAAGAAAGACAUCGCACUUUGCACCACGCGCAAAGACUGCGAAAACGACUCAAAUGCGUCAACGAAGUUUGACCCACUAGUAGCGCUUCCUCACAGGAGGGUCGCCGAAACUCGGGACCAGGAGCGAAAGAGCCGGAGGGGGGUGGCCCGCUCCAGCUCUGACAUCAGUUCACGCUACUCGAAAAACUUCGCAGACUUCGACGCGUUCUUUAGGUACUGCGGCCUCGAUGGUGACGUCAUUAUAUCCAUGGGCAAAGAUAACUUCUCCCUGCGCUCGGACGACCAAGGCUACAACAUUCGUAGCGUCAGCGUUUCGACCUCGGACGACGGGCUCUCGAGGAGCAGCGGACACAGCGACGGACGUCAAGAGGAAGAGUCGCAGGAGACAGUACGACAAGGGCCAUCUGUCAUAGAGCGCAACGCGCGCAUCAUCAAGUGGCUUUACAGCUGCAGAAAUGCAGCAGAGUCGGGAAAGGCUCUUCGAGAUCUGGAUUAGAGUUUUGGCCCUGGUUAUAGGUCCUUUAAUGUCAGGUGGUUGGGACAUGUCUUCAUGCAAAGUGCUAAAUCUUGGCGGUGUAAUUUUUGUUGUACACUCUUAAAAAUAAAGGGUUCUUAAGGGCUCUUUGUUUGACUGUAUGGUUCCAUAAAGAACCUGUUACAUCACACAACCAAUUUUUGCACAAAAGGUGUAAAAAAAACUUCUUCAACAGGCAAUUUUUACCUUUAUUGUAUUAGGAUGUCAUGAUUGUAUAUAUUAGGUGAAAUUUUUUUUCAGUAUGGGUUCCUGGGGAUCAAACCCAUGACUGUUGCAGUGUUCUACUUAUUACUUGAACAUUCAACUUUGUGUUAUUUGAAGAUGGACCUUGCAUUUUUGCUGUCACGUUAGUUUACAGAGACAUUCAACAUUUCACGUUUCUUUGAGCAUUGGAAUGCAGAAGAUAGCACCUGCCUUGAGAUACAGAAAGAUAUGGCCUCAAACAAACACUUUAGUUCAUUGUUGCGUAACAGAGGAAACGGUGCAGAAAAGCAUGUGUGUUCACACCCUGUUUGGGUGGGUAUAAUCUGUGCCAAUCUGUUUUAUCCGGACUACUGGCUGUAUCGCCAUAUCUUUCCUGACUCACUCUACCGUAAAAAUUUACUCACACAAUAACAUAAUGUUUAAGUAACCUGAUAUGGUGGGGAAAUGUUUGAGUCAAAAAUCCGGACACACUUAUACUUUGGAAAUCAUGUGGUGUUAGCUCUUAUUAUAUGUUUUAAUAUUAAAAGUAAAUAAAAACACUUGCAUAUUGUUCAAAAAUAUAAAAAAGUAUUUUGUUUAAUGACAAUAAAUGCAUAUUUAUAUCUACAAAUAAAA
Paramisgurnus dabryanus is the source of this 1937-nucleotide messenger RNA. It is a transcript of the gene fam110c, whose product is annotated as family with sequence similarity 110 member C. NCBI's taxonomy places the organism in Eukaryota, Metazoa, Chordata, Actinopteri, Cypriniformes, Cobitidae. The record is from RefSeq and is a predicted model, not a curated record.